Molecule: messenger RNA, 2417 nt
Organism: Lutra lutra (Eurasian river otter)
Lineage: Eukaryota; Metazoa; Chordata; Mammalia; Carnivora; Mustelidae
Gene: ELL3
Product: elongation factor for RNA polymerase II 3
Exons: 14
Coding region: 727-1917 (396 amino acids)
Biological process (GO): positive regulation of transcription elongation by RNA polymerase II; snRNA transcription by RNA polymerase II; transcription elongation by RNA polymerase II
Cellular component (GO): transcription elongation factor complex
Molecular function (GO): cis-regulatory region sequence-specific DNA binding
Source: RefSeq, a predicted model, not a curated record
GGGUGCGGCUGGCGAUGUGGCGUUCCCGCGGGCUCGAGCACGUGACUUGGCAGAGUGACUUCUUGCGGGGUCCGUUUGGGACGCCGACAAACUCGCCCAAGGGGAACGGCUCUCCUUUGAGUUUAAAUCCAGGAACAUCCAACAGAAGUCCACAGAUGUCAUCUGAGAAGAAAAGGAACCCUGGGAGACCAGAUUUACCUACUGCCACACUCUUUAUCAAAUUAACAAAGGGUCACCCACAGAAGCAGAAAGCCCUAAGGAGAUGGACAACCGCAGUUAGAAAUCGACUCCGGGUCCGCUGCACUAUUACAGGCGGGAAAAAGCGAAAGCGCUGCACCAGGUGUUGGCGUCAGAAAUACCCCUUUGGGUCCGCCACCCUCCGGUCCCUGGGGGAGUCUAGGUCUCUGAGGCACGGUCUACUGAGUCAGCCCAGCAACCAGGUCCUCUCCCGCCCCUCUGCCUCUAAAACCCUCUAGAGGUUGCAGUUUCAGCUUCACUUAGAGACGGCAACUCUUGAGUUCAGGUUGGCUGGGGAAACUGAGGCAAAACCGGGAAGGGGUCUAAAGUUGGCCACAGACAUCCCCCCCCCCACCCCGGAAUUGCGAUAGCCCCUUCCGAAAGCCCAAAGCAGUGCGCACGUAUCCAAGAAACCCGUGGGGGUGGAGGUGGUGGUGGUGGCGGCCCUUGCCUGUGGCUCUCGUUCUGCGUGCGCUAGACCUCGCAGCCAUGGAGGGACCCGAGGAGCUUCUGAGUGGGAAGCUCCAACUCUGCUUUACCCCCGCUGCCGGGACCAGCCUCCUGAUGUUCAGGCUCAACGACGCGGUCCUGCGGGCGCUGCAAGAGUGUCGGCGGCAACAGGUUCGGCCAGUGAUCGCUUUCCAAGGCAACCGAGGGUAUCUGAGGUUCCCAGGCCCUGGCUGGUCCUGCCUCUUCUCCUUCUUAGUGUCCCAGUGUGGCCAGGAGGGCCCUGGAGGUGGCUUGGACCUUGUGUGCCAACGCUUAGGCAGAUCUGGGCCUAACCAGCUCCACUGCCUGGGCCCACUCAGGGAUCGCCUCACUAUUUGGGCAGCCAUGGAUUCCAUCCCAGCCCCAUCUAUAGUUCAGAGACAUAAUCUGAUGGACCGCAUCAGAGAUCCUGAGAGUUGGCAGAACACAGGAGACUAUUCUGAACAAGACACAGUUUCACAGCCACAGAUGGCGCUAAAAGAGGUGCCAGAUCCACUGGCUAGCAGCCAAGGACAGUCACUCCCAGGAUCCUCAAAGGAACACAUGGCACAGUGGGAAGUGAGAAACCAGACCUAUCUUCCAAACAGAGAACCUGAUCAGGCACUGACUUCUGCUAGCCAGAAACAUUUGGACAAGAAGCGUCCGGCACCUACAACCACUCUAGGACUAGAAGAGAAGAGACUCAGAACUCUGCCUUUAGCUCCAAGUCCCCUACAAGGGCUGCCCAGUCAGAACCUGCAAGACGGAGAGGACUGGGAACAAGAGGAUAAGGAUGAAGACAUGGGCCCCAGGUUGGAACACAGUCCCUCAGUUCAAGCUGAUUCUGAAUCCCCAAGCCCUGAAGAGGUACCAGAUUACGUCCUGCAAUACAGGGCCAUCCACAGUGCAGAGCAGCAACAUGCUUAUGAGCAGGACUUUGAGACAGAUUAUACUGAAUACCGCAUCCUACAUGCUCGUGUUGGGGCUGCAAGCCAAAGAUUCAUAGAGCUGGGAGCGGAGAUCAAGAGAGUUCAGCGAGGAUCUCCAGAACACAAGGUACUGGAAGAAAAAAUAGUCCAGGAAUAUAGAAAGUUCAGGAAGCGGUACCCAGGUUAUAGGGAAGAAAAGCGUCGCUGUGAGUACCUGCAUCAGAAAUUGUCCCACAUUAAAGGUCUCAUCCUGGAGUUUGAGGAAAAGAACAGGGAAAGCUGAAGCUGCCAGAGGGCUCUUUACCUUCUCUCUGCUCAGUGUGAUAUGAAGGAACAAAGCAGCUAUGAACUACAUAGAGUGCAACUGUCUGCUCUUAUUGCUGAGUCCGUCGUGGCAACCACGAGUUAAACUUCUAAAUUCUUUUAAGGUCUGACUUUUAUUGUUGCCAUAUUUUACUUUUUAGGGUUUGGGCACAGUGCCAAGAAUCCACAGCUGUGCCCAGGAGACUAGGAAGAGUAGUAGAGGCUUAGCUUCUUCAUCUUUAGUUCAGCCAAGUCAUUUUCAAAUCCCGAGAUUUCAGCAUUUCACCAUUUCCAGGACAAGAUACCUUGAGAACAUUAGAAUUUAGCCUGGUUGCCUCCCUAAAGAAAUAGUAAUGAGAACUUCUGGUAACAGAGCUAAAGUAACUUGUAAUACACCUAGAUAUAAUGGGAAAGGGAUUGGUUGUUCCCCCUAUUCUGGAAGUGAAUUAUUUUACAAACAUGGCUGAAAAAUGAAAACUG